GGACACGGGAGAAGAAGACGCAGCGGAAAACAAAGCCAUUUCUGCUAAAAAAAAAAAAUCCCGAUUUUGCCAAAUUUUAUAAUCUUCAAAAGCCUCAAACGAUUGGAGUCGGGAAGGAUCAUCAAUAAAGGAAUAGAAAGCAAUACAACCUUUUCUCGCGAUGGCUGAGGAGGCAGCUGCUGAACAUGGUCCAAAGGAUGAGGAAGAUGAGGACCAGGAGCCAGAAAGUAAAACAACAGAACGGAAAGGGCCUGUCGCUUUGGAAAAUGCAUCAGCUCCAGUAUACUGCCUCUGCAGAAAACCAGACAUCAACUGUUUCAUGAUAGGGUGCGACAGUUGUGCUGAGUGGUUCCAUGGAGACUGUAUUGGUAUAUCAGAGAAAGCUGCUAAACCCAUACGAGUCUGGUACUGUCCUUCCUGUCGAGAGAAAGACCCAUCAUUAGAGAUUAAAUAUCGUCCUAAAAAGUCCAAGGAGAAGGAUCAAGGGCAGGAGAAACUGGAUAUUGAGGAUUUCCAUCAGCCACCUUCAAACUUGGAUAAGAGGAGGGGCUCACAGCAGAUUAAACGCUCAGCUCGUAUGUGUGGGGAGUGUGACGCGUGCCUCAGGACAGAAGACUGCGCUCAGUGUGACUUCUGCAAAGACAUGAAGAAGUUUGGAGGUCCAAACCGCAUCAGGCAGAAGUGUCGGCUGCGGCAGUGUGAAGUCAGAGCCCGGAAGAUGCUCAGAGUCAAGGAGGAGGAGGAGAUGGUUGGCCGUCCGCCUGUCAGGGGUCGGAGCCUGCAGAGGAAAGGGCAAGGGCUUCACACAGAUGAUGAAGAUGAAGAUGAAGCCUACAGCGAGAGUGAACUGGAGCUGUAUGAGCAGUAUAAGGCAGCUGGGUACAGGGAUCUGGUGUGGCACAGUGAGGAAGAGGAGGAGGGUCAGUCUCUGAAGAAGGCUGUGAAGGUCAAACAUGUGAAGAGACGAGACAAAAAAACAGAGAAGAAGAAGUUCCAGGAGUCUGUGCAUAAGGAGGAGCGCAAACAUAAGGUCAAACAGCGCCACCGUGUGAGGGUACGGCACAGUGAGCGUGGAGAGGGCGGGGCUAAAGACUGUGCUUUGGGCCUGAGACAGUGUCUGGGGCCAGGCUGUGUGGAACCAGCUCGAAACAACUCCAAAUACUGCUCCGAGGACUGUGGCAUGAAGCUCGCUGCUAACCGUAUCUAUGAGAUCCUGCCACAGAGGAUCCAGCAGUGGCAGCAGAGCCCGUGCGUUGCCGAAGAGAUGGGCCGCAGACAGCUGGAGCGGAUUCGGCGGGAGCAGCAGGCAGCACGACUUAAGCUAACGGCUAUGGAGAAGCGUUUUCAUGAACUGGAGGGAAUCAUUGCUAACGCUAAACUACAGCAGGUUCAGCAUGAUGAGGAGGUGCCAGAGGGAGAGGGGGAUGACACAGACCUCCAGAUCUUCUGUGUGUCAUGCAGUCAUCCCAUUAAUCCCAAGGUGGCGCUGCGGCACAUGGAGAGGUGCUAUGCCAAGUAUGAGAGCCAGACCUCCUUCGGUUCCAUGUAUCCAACCCGCAUCGAGGGAGCCACCAGACUGUUCUGUGAUGUGUACAACCCUCAGAGUAAAACUUACUGUAAGAGACUGCAGGUGCUGUGCCCGGAGCACUCCAGAGAUCCCAAGAUCCCAGCUGAUGAGGUGUGUGGAUGUCCUCUGGUCAAAGACGUGUUUGAGCCGACAGGAGAGUUCUGUCGAGUGUCUAAGAGGAAGUGUAAUAAGCACUACUGCUGGGAGAAACUGAGAAGAGCCGAAGUGGAUCUGGAGAGAGUCCGAGUGUGGUACAAACUGGAUGAACUGUUUGAGCAGGAGAGGAACCUCCGCACCGCCAUGACCAACAGAGCUGGCAUGUUGGCUUUAAUGCUACACCAGACAAUACAACAUGACCCCAUCACCACAGACCUCAGAACAGCUAAAGAGAGAUGAAAACAGCUCCUGAGACUGGACUAAGACCUGAUUAAACUGACUCCAGAUCAGCCAGAACCAUCAUAGCACGUAGCGAUGGAGGAAAGAACACUACACAAGACUCAUUAUUAUAGAUUGUAUUCACAUAACAUCAGAACAUUCUAGAUUAGAAUCUCUAUAGUUUGUAUCUCUGUAAUCACUAGACCUAUCCAGAUUAAACAAAAACAGGCUCAGAGUUCAACACUUUUUCUGUCAGUUUACAUAAACAAAAGGGAAAUUAUUUUUUCAGAAUAGCUUCAGAAAGUGGUGCCAUUAUUCAAUCCUAAAGGUGUGAUUGCUGUCUGUUAAAAGGACUUAAAGCCAUAUGACCAAUGGCAAUUUUGUGGAGCCGAUCUCUAAAAACAAUGAGGUUCAAUAUUUGUGUUUCAUAAUUUUGAAUGGUCCUUUCAAAAACAGUGAAUCUCCCAUAGAGAUAUAAAAGCCCAUGCCCUCCAUUUGAAAUUGUAGAAUGUGAACGAAACUUAUUAGGUCCACAGGUUACAACUGGAAAUAGACUAGAAUCUCUUAAAUCAACUGAAUAACAAUUUAAUAAUGGGAAAAACUACAAUAUUUUGUCACACUACAUUGUCAUGGUGAAAAGGUGUAUUCACCCGGACACAAAGACUAAACGUUCAGUAUUGCUCACUGCUUUGUAGGUGCACAGUUUUAUUACACACCAUUACACAGCAAUGGUUUUAAAUGUAUCAUUCCGUAACUUGUCGAUAUCCUGACUUUUUUUUCAAAUAUUGUUUGGCGAAUCAUUAUAAUUCUAAAUCAGUGUUCAACCACCAGCAAAUAAACUCAACACAAUUGUAUUAUAGGAACUACACUACCCACAAUGCACUCUGAACUAAAGCAGCUACAAUUUUGAACCAUGUUUCCACUGCACCAGUCCUUCUGUGUUUUGUUUAUAUUUUAUAUCAUGCUUUUAUUUUUAUACAGUUUUUUAAAAAUCUACCAUUUUAUUGAACUGAUGCUUCAUUAAAGAAAUAAAAUAUUGUGUAAUUGUGU
Molecule: messenger RNA, 2992 nt
Organism: Periophthalmus magnuspinnatus
Lineage: Eukaryota; Metazoa; Chordata; Actinopteri; Gobiiformes; Gobiidae
Gene: cxxc1a
Product: CXXC finger protein 1a
Exons: 14
Coding region: 161-1963 (600 amino acids)
Biological process (GO): positive regulation of DNA-templated transcription
Cellular component (GO): Set1C/COMPASS complex
Molecular function (GO): DNA binding; zinc ion binding
Source: RefSeq, a predicted model, not a curated record